Durio zibethinus is the source of this 1588-nucleotide messenger RNA. RefSeq lists its product as uncharacterized. Gene Ontology annotation, cellular component: chloroplast. The record is from RefSeq and is a predicted model, not a curated record. NCBI's taxonomy places the organism in Eukaryota, Viridiplantae, Streptophyta, Magnoliopsida, Malvales, Malvaceae.
UAACUGGCUCUAGAAAGCCAGGCCUUGAAUCCUCUAAAACUUUGAGAUCCCUUCUCAAUUUCAUUAUGUCUAAUCAAUGUUUCAUAGACUAAAAUUAUAAUUACCUCAAUCAUUUUAUUACUACUAAAAGAUUCAAAGUGAGAAGUCCUUGAUUGGGCUUUAGCCUUCUUAUGACUUGAGGCUUCAGCCUUCUUAUGACUUGACUAAUAGAUACCAGUAUUUUGAUGUUUUGUUAUGACUUGACUAACAGAUAUCAAUAUUGAACCUCUUGUUUCCUUGCCCAAAAUACCCAAUGAUUUUAGUUUUGUUUUCUGUGAUAUCUAAAUUGCAUAGACAGGUGAUGCACUGCACUAAGUCUGGUGAUGGGAAAGCCGCAUAGCUACAAGGAUGAAACUGUGGGAGUGAGAGAGAAAUGGGCCACUUUGGCAUGGUAGUCAUAGGUUGGCUUAAGAUAAGGUUAGUAUCAUUCCCAACUUAGCUUUCCAAAUAUCAACUGCCACCACAUCCAUAUCCAAAGCCAUUGCCAUAUAUGUGGUAGUCAAGGAAUGCAAAAAAAAGUAGGAAAUUCUUCUGAAAAAUGGCAGCCAUAGUGACUCUCUCUUCUUCUCUCAGCACCCAGACUCCAGUCUUACCCAAGUCUUCAUUAUCUGCAUCUGCUUUCCCUUGUGCUCUCAGUUCACAAAAGACAAGGGUCCAUAAGUUCAAAAUUUAUGCAAACUUAGGGGAAGCAGAAGGGGAAGUCAAGCCAAAAGGAAAGAGGAAGUUCAUAACAAGAGAUGAAGAACCAGAAGAGUUUUGGCAAACUGCAGGAGAAAGGGAAGGAGAGAAUCCCAUGAAGACCCCUCUUCCUUACAUUAUCAUAUUUGGCAUGUCGACACCCUUUGUAAUCUUAGCCAUUGCUUUUGUUAAUGGCUGGAUUAAGGUACCUGUUCGAUGAAAAUGAGAGACAGGAUCUUCAAUGUUCAUUCACUGGAUAUAAGCAUCUUUAAUUCAGCCUUCUUGGCUUUCUAAUGUAAGCAUAUGUUGUAAACACACUUGUUUUGAGUAUUUAUGUUCUGAGUUUUGCAAGCAAAAGAAAAAAAAAUUGUCAUCUACAAUCAUUCAUCAUAAUGAAUGAAAUGUACCAAACUGAGGAUGGAAAUACCAAAGAGACAUCUCUCUCUACCUUCAAUGCAAAACUAAAGCAUUUCCUCCAGAUGUAAGUACAUUCAGACUACUGGUUUUGAAUCAGUUUUUUUAGAAGAAUAAUCAUUCAUCGGAGUAAAUGUUGCUUGGAAGAUUUCUAUUUUACAAGACCUUGGGUUCAAAGUCAAAUCCACGCCUCAAGGUGAAUAUGGUGCAGUCUGCUCAAAUUUUUUAGGUUUUGGUUAUUUGUGUUUAUUGGGUUUAAGUUGACAUUUCCGGUGAUCCGGAUUGAGUUGGAUGACUCUCUAAAAGUUGGUGAUCUACACUUUGUCAAAUUCUGCCAUUUUCACCUAGCUAAAGAUGACAAUCAAGUUUAUAUUCAGCUUUAGAUUUGAGUCAUCUUGGGUUUGCAUUGUUCAAUUUUCAUAUCAAAUCAUCAAUUGAAUUUCGAUUAUUAAUUUCC